AUGGCCAAAACGCGGAAACGAUUGAUCCUUGCCUGCGACACUUGUCGAUCGCGACGAGUAAAGUGCGACGGACAGCGACCAUAUUGCGCUCCCUGCAGAAUCCGGGGGCUAAACUGCUUCUACCAGCAGCUUCCUGAAAGUCCGGCCACCAAGGUAGAGACUGAACUAGCUAAUGUCAACUUGCGGCUCGACUACCUCACCACGCUGCUAUCGAGGCAGUCCAGGCCACUAGUCCUGCAAGAACCUACCAGCGCAUUGGGCUCCCAUGAGGACUCGCCGUUUCGGCUUCUAGCAACCAACUCGAUUAUGCGCGUGUUUGGUCUCGACGACAACUACGCGCAGCGCCUUAUUCAACUCGAGCGGGCGAAUCUCCUAGUCGGCACGACUACACUCCCGCGUACGUCUUUUAUUCCCCACCAACAGAUCACCGACGCAUUAGCGGCCUUCUCCGACCGCAUCCACAGCUACUAUCCCAUCCUUCCUCUAGACUUUUCAGAGCGGUACUUUUCCACGUUGUCUGAUUCCCUGACCCCAUCCUGUCACACAUGUUUGGUCCUCCUUGUUGCAGCCAUCGGGUGCGUUGCGCAUAACCCCACAACAGGCAGCCAUUACUUUGAAGCUGCUCUUGCGUCGCUGCCAGUCGUCCUUGCGGAGUGCACUGUGACCAGCAUUCAGUGUCUGAUUUUCCUGAGUAUCUAUUACUGCUGCAUCCUCAAGCCAUGUCAGGCCCAUGACUAUUGCCUGAUAGCCUCGUUUAAGAUCCAAAAUCUGUUCAAGAGACUCACAAAGCAAAGCGAACUGAGCGUCCAGCUCGACGUCGCCAAAAGCUCCAUUUGGUCCCUAGACGAAUACAUCCCCCUCCCCAACUGCCAACGCACCUGGCAGUUCCCUCCCCCGCAAACGACAAGCCCUGCCGCCGUCUCCCCCGCAAGCAUCCACUCGACCGACAGCACCAGCACAACAGCCGACCAAGCCAGCUCCUUCUUCCUCGCGGAGAUCGCCAUGCGGCGCAUGCUGCAUCGGUGCAACUCGGCCGUCACGCGCACCGCAGACGGUCGACCCACCUACGCGCCCGGGAUUGCGCUCGAGCUCGAGCGCCAGCUAGACGAGUGGUACGACUACCUACCGGGGAACAUCCGCUUCGCCAAAGAGCCUGGUCCAAGCCAGCAGUCGUACGCGGGGCGGAUCGAGUCGCUCUCGAAUUUCCUCAACGUACAGUACUACUGCUGCAAACUGUCCAUCUACUGGCCGGCCGCCUUCCAGGCGAUUCAGGACGGUGGAGCGAGCAUCCAGCUGCUAGACCAUGUGCAGCGCUUCAUCGACGCGUACGUCCAGCUCCUGCCGCGGAUUGCGUUCGCGGUGAACGACUGUCUGGUUUAUAAGUGGACUUUGUCGGUUAGUCUCUUCACUACUACGAUGGCCGCCCUUAGAGUUGCUGAGGCCCCGUGCUUCGGUGGUGCUAGUCGCGAUCAGCUACGGGAGUGUCUUCCGUCGGCUGCGGCUGUGGACUGGAGAGGGGCAGAGGGGAGCCCAUCGCUGGAGGAGCUGCGACAGACUCUAAGCGCGCGGUUGGGAGAGGCUGGGUAUAGAUAG
This is a messenger RNA of Aspergillus lentulus, 1593 nucleotides long. Lineage: Eukaryota; Fungi; Ascomycota; Eurotiomycetes; Eurotiales; Aspergillaceae. The record is from RefSeq and is a predicted model, not a curated record.